Messenger RNA from Miscanthus lutarioriparius, 657 nucleotides. The record is from the annotation of a GenBank genome assembly. NCBI's taxonomy places the organism in Eukaryota, Viridiplantae, Streptophyta, Magnoliopsida, Poales, Poaceae.
AUGGUGAAGCUGACAAUGAUAGCUCGUGUCACUGAUGGCCUUCCACUGGCAGAAGGGUUGGAUGAUGGGCGAGAUCAGAAGGAUGCUGAUUUCUACAAGCAGCAAGCUAAACUUCUUUUCAAGAACUUGUCAAAAGGGCAUCACGAAGCUUCACGGAUGUCAAUUGAGACAGGGCCCUACUAUUUCCACUACAUCAUUGAGGGCCGAGUAUGUUAUCUGACUAUGUGUGACCGCUCUUAUCCGAAGAAACUUGCAUUCCAGUACCUAGAAGAUCUGAAAAAUGAAUUUGAGAGGGUCAAUGGCAACCAAAUUGAAACUGCUGCAAGGCCAUAUGCUUUUAUCAAGUUUGAUACAUUCAUCCAGAAGACUAAGAAACUGUAUUUGGAUACAAGAACUCAAAGAAACCUCAAGAAACUGAAUGAUGAACUCUAUGAGGUGCAUCAAAUUAUGACUUCAAAUGUUCAAGAGGUUCUUGGUGUUGGUGAAAAGCUAGACCAGGUCAGUGAAAUGUCAAGCAGGUUGACUUCUGAUACAAGAAUAUACGCACAUAAGGCAAAGGACCUCAACCGGCAGGCGUUGAUUCGGAAGUAUGCUCCUGUCGCCAUUGUCAUUGGGGUAGUAUUGAUGCUGUUUUGGCUCAAGAACAAGAUAUGGUGA